This is a messenger RNA of Parasteatoda tepidariorum (common house spider), 4806 nucleotides long. RefSeq lists its product as uncharacterized. Gene Ontology annotation, cellular component: nuclear RNA-directed RNA polymerase complex. NCBI's taxonomy places the organism in Eukaryota, Metazoa, Arthropoda, Arachnida, Araneae, Theridiidae. Gene Ontology annotation, molecular function: RNA-directed RNA polymerase activity. Gene Ontology annotation, biological process: siRNA processing. The record is from RefSeq and is a predicted model, not a curated record.
AUAAUUUAAUUUAAAGAGAGUGAGCAUAAUAUUUCACAAGAAAAAACUUGGUGAAAGGAGCAGAGAAUAAAACAGAAAACGCAAACCGAAACUUUAAGUGACGUCAUGUGCAAAAAGGAUGCGCAACCAGCUAGUUGUAGCCUUGGCCAGCAGAAUAAGUAAGUAAUCCGUUGUAACACGUCAUUCUAUAUUUAUCGUCUGCUCAUAAACUUAUUCAUUGAAAGAAUGAAAGGGAAUUUUUCUUCAUGUCCGUUUUCUAGGAGAAUUAAAUAAUCUGAGCUUUAUUUUUAACUUGGAAUGCGAUAUCAAUGUUUUUGGAUUUAAAAAGGAACUGAUAUCAAGAUAUCUUUCAGAUAUAUUUCCUUUUGAUUAGAAAAAUAAAGUUGUUCAGUUUCGUUCCUUGGCAGAAACCUUGACUAUACGCAAUUGGUUCAGAAGAAAUGCUAAGCUAUGUCAGAAAUGGAAGUCAUUCAUUUUAGGACUACCCUAGUGCCAACGGAGAAAUACCGUACAGAAGAUAAUAUAAAUGAGAAAUUCAAGGCAUAUCUUGAUCAACUGAUCAUUCAUUUUGAAAAAUGUGGUCUGAUGGACGUCUCUCUCAAUUUUCUGAAAGUGAAGAGAGCUGAAGAGGAAGAAGAUCACCCUGAAAUAGAAGAUCUCUGUAUUCAAGUUACGGCAAAAUGUUCACCAAGAAACGAGGAAUGGCUGCAAUACUUCCGGCAGUUGCGCAGUAGAUGGAAGAACUUAUUCUAUCCAAACCCCACGCCAAUAUUGACGUUUUAUGAAAACAAAGCCUUCUCAAAAGCUCGUAACCACUCCCAUAUUGGUUUAAAGUGUGAGACACUUAGUUUUGGAGUUUUGCCGCUUGAUGGUACCUUUCAUCAAUACUCCUCACUGGAGAUUAUCGACUCUUGCCACGUGAAUUUCUAUCACGACAGCCGAUCUGUCAUUAUAAAAUACGUUGCUUCCCCAGAAAAUAUCCACGAAUUAGUUUUCUCUUACAGUAAUAUCAAAAAUGUGUUUGUCAAUAUAGAUUGUCAUGAAAUUUUCUUUGACUUGUGCAAUCCGCCCAUUAUUUUCAAAGUACAAGAAAGCUUGUUAAGAAAUAAUAACAUAAGACGUAGAUGUGCUACAACAAAUGGUAACUCACUUAAAGUCGAAAUAUUGGGUGGAGCGAAUGUUUUGAAAUUGUGUUUAACGAAAGCGUCUGUGAUUGAAGAAGUUGUGAGCAGAAUUCAUUUUCGAUAUGGGGAAAAACCUAUACAUUACGCCUACAUCAUUACAUUGCAGAAAGCAGAACCCAUCAUCCCUCACGUCAACUGGGGUCAUUUUGGUAGCACAUACAUGAUGACCGCCAUUCUUAGAAGAAAUUUCACAAUCUGUGCCCAAACAUCCAGCGUGGAGAACUCUUUAAUCGCUUUAGGUGAACUUUCCUCUGUAAAUAGUGAUUGUCUGGAAAAAGCCUUAACACUAGUCUUCUCAGCACUGGAGUCGGGGAAAAUCAUUAACUAUUGGCAUGCAAUCGAGCGGCAGUAUUAUUAUCAUCUCAACCAUAAAGAUGAAAUUAACUACAUGCAUUAUGUUGUGCCGGAAAAAAGCCGAAUGAUCCGUCGCAUAACUUUGACACCCACGCGUCAAUUAUUAUGGCCACCUGAAAUUAUGUUCGGCAACAGGGUUCUUAGAAACUUUGAUUCGGAGUAUGCGAUUAGGGUAUCAUUUAGAGAUGAUAAUAACUUAAAAUUAAGUUUCAACGCUGCGUAUGCAAAUAGGAAUAUUUUAGAUUAUUCCAUCCGUAAGCCAUUGUCUACAGGAAUACGCAUCGGAUCACGCAACUACGAGUUCCUGGCUUGGUCUAAUUCGCAGAUUCGUGAUCAUGGCAUAUGGACGUACGCUAGAGAUACUAAAGGUAAUACAGCUCAACAUAUCCGAUCGUGGAUGGGAGAUUUCUCUCACAUUCACUCAGUUCCCAAGUAUAUGGCAAGAAUGGGGCAAUGUUUUUCUCAAACAGAAGAUGCUGUUACUGUACCAUUAGAAGAUCCCCGUCACAUUCGAACAGAACUGGAUAUUGAAAGAGGACGUGAUUCAGCUAAUAAUGACAAGCCUUAUUGUUUUUCUGAUGGCAUUGGACGUAUUUCAACGGACUUAGCAACUAAGGUGCGCAACGUUCUAGGUCAUGAUAAACUCUGCAGUGCAUUCCAGAUAAGAUACGGUGGCUAUAAAGGCAUGCUGGUCGUAGAUCCUACCUUAAAAGAUGCGGACAUAGUGUUUAGAGACAGCAUGAAAAAAUUUGAUUCUCCUCAAAAUCAAAGACUGGAGAUCGCUAAAACAAGUGCACCAAGUAGACUUCAGCUCAACAGACCAUUUAUAGCUAUACUGAAUGAUCUCGGGGUGCGUUACAGGACAUUCCUGCAAUUGCAAGAAAAUAUGCUUCGAAAUUUGACGGACAUGCUUUUUGAGGAAGAGAAAGCUGCCGAAUUUUUGAAUUCCAAAACACCUUCAGACAUCUUUAAGUACAAAGAAAUAUCUAAAUCUGGAAUUUUCAUCACAACGGAACCUUUCUUUAGGUCGCUUCUACUCGCUAUCCAUCGUCAUCAUGUUGAGAAUAUCAAAACGAGAGCAAAUAUUGCGAUUGAUCCCAGCCUUGGACGAAAUAUGUUUGGAGUACUGGAUGAAACAGGGUUGCUUCAAGAAGGAGAAGUAUUCGUUAAAUAUACAAAAGAUAUUUUAAAAGGCGAAACAACAAACGAUACCGCCAUACUGAACGGUCCAGUGAUGAUAACUAAAAAUCCUUGUGUUUUACCGGGUGAUGUGCGUAAGUUUACAGCUGUCGAUGCACCUGAAGUUGUAGAAAGACUGGGCCACAUAGUAGAUUGCGUUGUGUUUCCACAGAACGGCAGAAGACCUCAUCCUAAUGAAAUGGCAGGAUCUGAUUUAGAUGGUGACGAGUAUACUGUUUUGUGGUUUAAAGAUUUGAUUUUUCAUGCCGCCAAUCACCCGCCUGGUGAUUUUCCAAGAGAUUCGUUACCAGACAAAGAUGAAAUUACUGUUAAGGACAUGAUUGAGUGUUUGAUAAAUUACAUAGAAAAUGAUCAAGUUGGCCAAAUUGCAAGUGCUCAUCUUGCUCAUGCUGACCAGGAUGACAUAUUCUCCCCUGUAUGUAUCACACUAGCCAACAAGUUUGCAUGUGCUGUUGAUUUUGCAAAGACUGGUGUGAGUGAGUCAUUAGAAGGAAGAGAGCGUCCAAAAAAAUUCCCAGAUUUUAUGGCGAGGAACGAUAAAGAGACGUACAGAUCAACAAAAGCACUGGGGCGAAUGUUUCGUGUGAUUAAAGACUUUGAGUCUGAGAAUGAAUACGCUAGCAUUACAUAUCGUGAUGUACAGGUAGACCAAGAUUUAAUAUUUCCCGGAUGGGAAAUAUAUAGAGAAGAUGCUGUCAAGUCAAGAAACAAGUACAACUCGCUAUUCAGAACUGUACUAAGAAACUACGGAAUACAACACGAAGCAGAAGUAUUUUCUGGUGCCUUCACAAACCUACAUUGCCGAUUUCAGGAGAGAAGAGACAAAGCAGAAAUUGAAAAAAUUGUUGUGCGAUGCAUCAAGAGACUAGCUAAAAGUAUGCGAGAAGAAUUUUUAGAAGAAUUCAAGGGGAUCAGUGACAUCAACGAAGCUUACCUAGGUAUGUUACGCAAAGCUUCAGCUUGGUAUGUAGUAACAUAUCGUGAUGGCGAUGGGAAAAUGCUGAGCUUUCCAUGGACGGUAUCGGAUUACUUGGCAAACAUUAAAGUUAAAAAAGUGCCUACUCAAGAGUCGCUGUUUUCACCAAUUAUUGCGAAAAUGGACCAGCAAAUUAAAUCAACGGAUUCUAACUACAGGUUACCUAAUUUCUCGGAAUCUUACGAAUGGAAUUAUUAUAAUUAUCUGUGUGGUGAUCCCAACAUUGUCAAGAGCGCUCUGCGUGUGUUGAUAUUAUGGGCGGAAGACGAAGACAUAAUUGAAAAACCUGGUCGAAAAGUUGAAGGACUCAUGUUCAAGAGUAGUUUUAUAAAACUUUUCCUUCAUGUUGCUGAAGUUGCGGAAUACGUAAUUAAAAAAGGUAAACAGUAUGACAUACCAGAGGAAAAACUGUUUUCCCCCGCUUCUUUGUGCAUUGAAUUUUGGAGGUUUUGUGUCAAGUUGAGAUUUUAUAAUCAGUAUGAGGUACUUGACAUCGUACCCUUCCAAAUAUAUAAAUAUAGAACUCUCUCCAAACGAGCUGUUGUGACCUAUCACAGAUUUGCCGUUUUGGGGAAAUUCGAAAAUUUAUACUUUGAGCCUGGCAUGGCACAUGAAAAGAUGGAAAUGAAACCAUUAUCUAUAAACAACAAGGUAUUUUCGCGAUCACCGAUUGACGAAAGUUCACUGAAAUUGGCUGAGGAAACUUUGAUGAAGUAUUCUUCCACGGAUAACGUGGAAUUGAGGGAAGUUUUGCAGACGAAGAAAGUUCUUGUGAGUGCAAGAGGCACCGAACAAUCGUUAAAGACAUUAAAGAGCAUUCUGAACAAAAAACAAGUUUUUAUAGCACAGUUAUUUGCUACUGGUGAAAUGCCAGAGUCAUAAAAUCAUUCAACGUAUCAGACAACAUCCACGUUUAUGAAUAUCAAAAUGUUCACGUGCAGCCAUCUCGCUCAACUACAAGCAUGAUAAUAUUUCUUCAUAUUCACAUAUUUUUUAUUAUUUUCUUUUACUUUGUUACUGCCAUACAUUCUUAAUUUUUUUAAGAAACAAUUUUUUAAAAAUAACCUAUUAAACGUUUCUUUAUAUCCGUGA